Molecule: messenger RNA, 1880 nt
Organism: Arachis duranensis
Lineage: Eukaryota; Viridiplantae; Streptophyta; Magnoliopsida; Fabales; Fabaceae
Product: probable leucine-rich repeat receptor-like protein kinase At1g35710
Exons: 2
Coding region: 267-1472 (401 amino acids)
Molecular function (GO): protein binding
Source: RefSeq, a predicted model, not a curated record
AAAGUAAAAAGUAGCUUCCUCUGUUUCUGCUUCACACUCUCUCUCUCUCAUAGCCAUAGCCAUAGCCGGAACCACUCUUCUCUCAGAAGCCAAAACGAAAAGUAGUCAUAAGAAGGAAAAGAAAAACCCAAUAUUCACAUUCACCUAUUGCUUCUCUUCCAAGCCUAAUCUCUCUUUCUCUCUCUAUAUAUAUAACCCUUUUAUCUAUUUGAUGCUGAUUUUUGUUCCGCCAUUGAAAGUUGAACACUUUAAGCUUGGUUUCUUCAAUGGCGAGGCGAAAGACCGCUGUUCCUCUCUUUCUGCUUUGUUUUCUUCACAUUCACUUUAUUCUGAUUCUGAACGUGCAUGCCAUUUUGGACCCAAUUGAUUUCUUAGCUCUUCAAUCCAUUCGGAAGAGUCUCCAAGACAUGCCAGGUUCAACCUUUUUCUCCGAUUGGGACUUCACUUCCGAUCCCUGCAACUUCUCCGGCGUGUUCUGUGAUUCGGACAGGGUUGUUUCUCUUAACCUUGGCGACCCGAGAGCCGGCUCGCCCGGUCUUACCGGUCGGAUAGACCGGGCGAUUGGGAAACUCUCUUCGCUUGCCGAGUUUACUGUCGUUCCGGGGAGAAUCUACGGUAGAUUGCCGGAGUCAAUUUCCGAUUUGAAGAACUUGAGGUUCCUUGGAAUCAGCCGGAAUUUCAUCUCCGGCGAGAUUCCGUCAGGGUUGGGUGGUCUCCGGCUGUUAAGGACCGUUGAUCUCAGCUUUAACCAGCUCGCCGGAGUAAUUCCUCCGGCGAUCGGAUCUUUGCCGGAGCUUACUAACCUCAUGCUCUGCCACAACAAGCUAACCGGUUCAACUCCGCGGUUCGAGUCGAAAACCCUAUCCCGGGUUGAUUUGAAGCACAAUGCUCUAUCCGGUUCGCUUGGACCAAACCACUUUCCACCUUCUAUGCUGUAUUUGUCACUGGCGUGGAACCAGUUGACCGGUCCGGUGGACCAGCUUCUGAACCGGUUGGAUCAGCUUAAUUACCUUGACCUGAGCCUGAACCGGUUCACGGGGCCAAUCCCCGGAAGGAUCUUCUCGUUCCCUUUAACGAACCUACAAUUGGAGAGGAACCAGUUCUCUGGUCCGGUUAGGCCAUUGGAUCAGGUCUCAAUUGCAACGGUUGAUCUAAGCUACAACCGAUUUUAUGGUCAAAUAUCGCCGAUGCUCGCAUCGGUUCAGAACCUAUACUUGAACAAUAACCGGUUCACGGGGCGAGUUCCUGCUAGCUUCGUGAACCGGUUGUUGGACUCAAGCAUUCAGAUACUGUAUUUGCAGCAUAACUACCUGACUGGAAUUGAGAUUAGUCCAACGGCCGUGAUUCCUCUAAGGAGUUCACUGUGUCUUCAGUAUAAUUGCAUGGUCCCUCCCGUAGAGACUCCAUGCCCCUUGAGGGCUGGGAAAGAGAAGACAAGGCCUAUUGCUCAGUGUAACCAAUUGAAAGGAUGAACAAGAAUGAAGUUCAUGAAUUAAAUCAAAUCCAUCCUCAUCAAGAUUUGGAGCAAUCUUGCAAUGAAAAUCUCUCAUAUAGGUUUUUGUUUUCCUUUUUUGUUUCAUAAUAAUUAUUAAUUUUAAUCUUUUUGUUUCUAAUGUUCAUUUUUUUCCCUUGCUUUUUGAUUCAUUAUUAUUUAAUUUUGUGGUAGUUAUGGGGAAUAUAUAGGAUGAAUAAGAUUAAGAUGGCUGUGAAUAGUUAGAAAAGUGUAGCUAUUUUGGUGGAGUAUAUAUAUAUAUAUUAUGAUGCAAUAGGCAGAACAAAGCAAAAUUAUUAUGUUAGUGCUUAACCUUUUUUGCUUUCUUUCUUCUUUUUUUUUUUUUAAUCUUGAUCUAUGUAGUUAGUUUGAAACUUAAUAUGCCAUG